This is a messenger RNA of Gigantopelta aegis, 1214 nucleotides long. RefSeq names its product zwei Ig domain protein zig-2-like. Lineage: Eukaryota; Metazoa; Mollusca; Gastropoda; Neomphalida; Peltospiridae. The transcript is spliced from 9 exons. The record is from RefSeq and is a predicted model, not a curated record. The coding region runs from base 128 to 982 and encodes 284 amino acids.
GAAGAACUAAGAGGGACAUAGUAGCACAUGCGCGAGAAAUUAUUUUUGCCCCGUGUUGUGUAGUUAGUAUCUAGCUCAUAGAUUGUUUUACACCGUGAUUUUUAAACAGUAUUAAUUUAUCGCCAGAAUGAUGUCUGUGUUUGAACGCUCAUUUAUGCUUAUUGUUGUCCUUGUAUCCUGUACGUGCAUUUCGGCAGGAUUUUUACGGAGUUUAAAACACAAAAGUAUUUUCAACAAAAAGCAAAAUUCGGCAGCCUCAAAGCGAUCAUCACCGUCAGAUGUUGGUCCCAAAUUGUUUUUCAAAGGCAGACCUCUCAAGGAGACCGUUGGUGUGGGGCACCUCGAUAGUCUUGUGUUAGAGUGCCAAGCCGGGGGCUCUCCCAACCCAACGAUACACUGGCUCAAGGAUGGCAAACCCAUAGACCAGCUCCAGCAGACAGGAGCCGACCACGAAGACACUGUCGGGCAGGACGGUCUACCUCUACUACGUCUCUCAUCCACCAAGUCGAGGCUCACCAUCAACUGCGUCACCCCGGCAGACGAAGGACUUUACGCAUGCGUCGCGGAAACUAAUUACCAAAGAAUAUCCCAGACGACAACGGUCAAAUUAGAUGACAGCAGCUAUAACGAUUUAGAAGAGUGCGUCGUGAAGAAAGCUUUAAGAGGUGAACCUGCCAAGAUAACGAUGUGGACGUCGACCCGGAUGGAGUUUCAGAAAAACAACGUGCAGAUUUACUGCAGGGCUGACGGCAUUCCGAAACCCAGAGUCCGAUGGUAUGACGUCAGCGGCAAACUCAUCGAAGACGGACGACAUUAUAAAAUUGUAGACAAUGGAGAUUUGAUAAUCAAAAACAUCGGCUGGAUGAACAUGGGAGUUUACACGUGUGUUGCUGAUAACGCUAAUGGUUCGGACAAAAUCGAGACAUUUUUGUACCCAACCUUCAGAGACGACGAUGACGAAGAAGACUCGACUCCUGUCUAACAUUCUUUAUUUGAAAGACACUUUGGUCUUGGCCAAGAUCAAAUUCUUCCGGAAGUGCCAUCAACAAUUACAGGAAGUGGCCUGUGGGCAUCCAUGCCAUCCAUGCAACAAUGCAAUUCUGCUUUCAUCUCCGCAGACGGCUCAAAGGAUUCACAUCUGUUAAACGGAUUCUCUCUGUCUUUGAGUUUGCGUCCCAAGUAAAUGAUGCUAUUAAAUUAUUAUUAUUUAUUUA